CAUCACCGCUUGCGGCUUGUAGAACUAGUGCGAAGCAAAAUGAGGGCAGCCAUGUUGUAGCAUCACCACAGAGAGAAAGAAAGAAAGGAAGGAAGGACGAAAGAAAGACAGAUAAAGGAAGAAAGACUGAGGAGAGACCAUUGGAAGUAAUCACCCGAGGACAAAGACCAUUUAAAUUAAUCUCAAUUCGCCAUCACAGGAGUCCCACAUAAACCGGAGACAUCAUGAGCGGGGGGACCCCUUACAUCGGCAGCAAAAUCAGCCUCAUUUCGAAGGCCGAGAUUCGCUAUGAAGGGAUUUUGUACACUAUCGACACAGAAAAUUCGACGGUGGCACUCGCAAAAGUGCGUUCUUUUGGUACGGAGGAUCGGCCCACCGACAGGCCCAUCCCACCCCGUGAUGAGGUUUUUGAGUACAUCAUCUUCAGAGGGAGCGAUAUCAAAGACCUCACGGUUUGUGAGCCUCCAAAACCCACAUGCUCCCUCCCCCAAGACCCCGCCAUUGUCCAGUCAUCUCUUGGGUCCACCGCUCCUGCGACGACAUUCCAGUCCGUGGGCUCCUAUGGGCCUUUCAGCCGGGCUCCCGUGCCUCCCUACAGCCAGUUCAGCCCUGGCCCCCUGGUGGCUCAGCAGUUUGGGGCCGUCGGUGCAGGAAGCUCAGAGCCCGCCGUUGGUAGCGACACGAGCGUAGCUGCACCCCUGUCCCAGAGCAGUACUAUUGGCUCAGCUUUUACCCCUGACUCAGUGAAUACACGCGUAAUUGAAGGUCGCACAAGCCCCCAACUGGACCCUCUGAUUAAGAGCCCCACCCUGGAGCAGGCAGCACAGACGGCCCCCUCCCCUCCCGUGGCCGUGGGACGGAGGAGCCCCGCCCCAGCCAGACCCGCCCCAACCAGCAGCCAGAAGCCCCUGGACGGUCCAGAGCAGCGGAGAGGGCAUUUAGUAAACAUUAAACAUUAUAACUUGACAGGAACUGAACCCCCAAAAACCCAGAGACAAGAUUCUGAACCAGGAAGGGGUGAUCCGUCUAAACGGCAAUCGGGAGGGGCACCGCCUGUCCGUCGGGGCCGUGGAAGUGGAGGAGGUGGUGGUGGUGGAGGAGGAGGCGGAGGCGGUGGUGGUGGUGGUGGUGGCGGAGGAAGCGGCGGCGGCGGCGGUGGUGGUCAUGGCGGAAGCGGUCACGGCGGUCACCGUGGCAGGGGCCGCUUCGCCGUGCGGAGAGACGGGCCCGUGAAGUUCGAGAAGGACUUCGACUUCGAGAGCGCCAACGCCCAGUUCAACAAGGAGGAGAUUGACAGGGAGUUCCAGAGCAAGCUCAAGCUAAAAGACGAGAAGCCCGAGAAGGUGGAGAAGGCCGUGAACGGCGAGGACAAGGGCGACUCCGGAGUGGAGACGCAGAACAGCGAGGGGAACGCCGACGAAGAGGACCCCCUCGGCCCCAACUGCUAUUACGACAAGUCCAAGUCUUUCUUCGACAACAUCUCCUGUGACGACACCAGGAAAGCAGCAGAAAAGUCUGGAAUUUCAGCAUUCCCAAGGGAGCGAAGGCCGACCUGGGCCGAGGAGCGGCGGAUGAACGCCGAGACGUUCGGCAUCCCCGUGCGCCACGGGCGCGGCCGCGGCGGCUACAGGGGGCGCGGGGGCAUGGGCUACCGCGGGGGCCGGGGCCGCUCGGCCAGCCGGGGCUCUUUCGGGCCCCCGCGCGGAGGCACCGGAAGCUUCCGCGGCUACAGAGGAAGCCGGGGCGGCAGGGAGUUCUCGGAUUUCGAAUACAGGAAGGACAACAAAGUGGCUGCGUAGUACAACAGGAAGGCGGAUCCAAAAAGAAGCCUCGCUCCUCUCGGUCCAGAAAUUCGCUUGGGGGGUCUCAACUUUUGCCAAAAAAGAAAAAAAAAAAAAAAGAACGAAGAAGAGUACUCGCUGUUUAUUCGUCACCAGCACUGGGGGUGGAGACUGCUGGAGUUCAGCGGGUGUAAAAAGAUUUACACGCAUUUAUGACGCAGUCUGCGGGGGGCUUAUUCAGCGCUACGUGGGAAACAUUGGCAGAAGGACGAGAGAUUAUGUAAAAUACAGUACUUCAGUGGAACUAUUCAGUAUUUUUGCAUCAAUUUGAGUUUUUCUUACUAAAAUUGUAUUUGAUAAUGUUCUGUUAAGUGUAAAGAUGUAUGCAGAAGCCCGCUGAUACUGUGAUGAGUACUUUGGUCACUGAUAUAGCUUUAUUUUUUUGGAUAUAUCCUGUAAUGUACCUUAGAAGCACCAAAAUCUUGUACAUAGCCAGUUUGGGUCACAGUUACAGCUUUAUACCUUGUUUUCUACUUCACGUAUCUCGAUAGCCGGUUUAAUCCCACUUCUCAACUGCCUGCUGUAUUUUGCCGAGUCGUCCUUGUCCGAAGUACUCGUUUUAAUUUGCAUUUUUGAUGUUCUUGGGUAUAUCGGCACAGUGUGGCUCACACGGCGAACAGACUUUUCAGCAUACUAGUUGAGCAUACCUAGUCAGUAUGGUUCCACAAAGAAGUACGGAGCCAUUGGUGCGAGCUAGACUUCAGCAGCUGUCGUUCUUUUCUGGCUUGAUAUCGUUCUUUUCUGGCUUGAUAUCAUUUCUGGCUUGAUACCACUUCGAUGUUUUGUAGUCACUUCAGACCUCCACUAAGACCCAUUCACACGGGACAUACGAACAGGUGCCACCGCUCCCUACAAACCACUGGAAUGAGAUUUGUUGGCCUUCGGGUUGGUUGAAGGCUGUGAUUUUCUGUGGCGGUAGAAGAAUGUGUUCAUUUUCAUUUCUACCCCAGAGAUGCGACACUGCCCAUGUUUUGUGACUUCAGAAGGUCAGUAUGGAAUUGCUGCAAUUGAGUUUUGACGAGCUUAAAUAGUUUACUUUGACAUUGUUAUGCUGGGAGUUGAAGUGUGUCCAUGCCGUAAACUGCUUAUUUUUGUCAGUUGUAUAGACCCAGUAACUUGCGCCUGGUGUAGAUGUCAAUAUUCACAAUAAGUUAAUUUUGUUCUUACGAUUACUGAUUAAGAUGGCGAAAUGUUUGCAUCACUGGGCACUUGAGUAUUCCCUUAAAAUUUUGUGAUCAUUGAUGGCGAUGGUCUCCAUAUUGCGAAGGAUGUUUCCCUUCCAGCAUUUUUAAAGUACUUAUCCAGAAAGCCUUGAAUUACUCUUAAGGAAUUAUUUUUUUCAGAAAAUACUCAAUUGCACUUUGAAGAAUUGGGUUUUUAAAGAGCAAUGUCAUCAGGUAACCCUUUAAAAAUAACCUGUGGGUUGUGUUUUGUGUCGACUACGUGGUGAUUUGUGAUGCCCGCUAUAUCCUGUGUGAAUGGACCUUGACCUUUUAAGCGUUGCGUUGGGUGCGUAAGACUUCAUAUUUUUAACAUUAAUAUUAGAGAUGUCAAAUUUUGGUAUGGUUUCUAAAAAAAUGCUAUAUAACAAGUGUUAAUGGUGACUGUAAGGUGAAUGGAUUACUUUGUAUAGCAGGCUAAGAAAUGUAAGCCACUUGAUUUGCUGCCUUGUACGUGCAAAGUUGCCUCUGACAUGUGACCGGAAAUUUACUUUCUCCUAAAAUAAGGAUCUAAUGGCUACAUGCUCAUGGGUAAGCAUGCAUAAGUAACUGGAUGUUUUUAAUAUGAUUUUGUUGCCUCUGAAGAUUUGGGACAGUGUCGAGUUAGUCAUUGCGUUACCAAGUGACUGGGUGCUAGAAGACUUUUUUUUCUCUUAAAGUUCUCUGGGUUUUCCGUUGACAGGAAUCUGAUAUAGCCUCGCUCUCAAAAAAAGUACAAUAAUCAUUUUAUCCUUUAAAAUGUGGAUACAUUUUUUUCUCCUUUACUUUCUGUUUUUGACCUGUUUUUCAAAUCUGUGACUGUUACAGAAUUGCAUUUCUCUGCAAGUCACCUGGCUCCAAGUGCAAAUUUCAGUUUAAAUGUAGGUUCACAGACUUGAUAAGCUAAUAUAGGCCUACAACUUUAAACCAGAGAGUUUUGAAAUCUAACAAGCAGCACAACUUUGGCGUAUUUUUUCUUAAAAAAAAACCGUCUGAAUGGAAUUAAUUUUUUUUCCUUUUGGUGUGGGAGGGGUGGGUGGUCACAUGGUAAAACAAUGCUUAAACUUUGGUACUCCAUUAGUUUUCAGACUGGGGAAGGGGAUGUUUCACAUUAUUAGUUCUCAAAUUUGGGAGGUGCAGGGAUUAUUGUGGCUAGCUACUCCCCAGAAAUGUUAAACCAAGAAAAAUUAGUUUACGAUUCUUGCAUAGACUUUCUAAAGGCACUACAAGAAAACCAGACCGAGGUGAUACAUGAUGUAGGGCAGCUAAUUAAAUGUCUAGUAGUUAGGUAUGUACAGUUGUUUGACCGUACAUUAUAGCGAACUCGCAAUACACUGCAUGAUAGUCGUGCCGUGUGAAAAGCCACAAAAUGAACGCUGAACAACUUCGACAUGUUCCCGGAUUUAUUGCAAUAACUGUACGUUACUGAAAUAUCCCAUGCUAAAUAGAGACCAAGACUGUACAUACUGCCAAAAUGCUAUACGCUGUGAAGGUUUCAUUUUGUUUAUUCCUGAUCUCUGGUUCCAAACUCAAGCAAUUUAACAGCAUGGUGUACCCUCAGCUCGCCUCAGCAGAUUGGGGUUUUUAUUCAACGCAAAGAAUAAACAGUUGUUCAAUA
Anguilla rostrata (American eel) is the source of this 4658-nucleotide messenger RNA. RefSeq names its product protein LSM14 homolog A-like. The transcript is spliced from 11 exons. Lineage: Eukaryota; Metazoa; Chordata; Actinopteri; Anguilliformes; Anguillidae. Gene Ontology annotation, molecular function: mRNA binding. The record is from RefSeq and is a predicted model, not a curated record. Gene Ontology annotation, biological process: P-body assembly; cytoplasmic stress granule assembly. Gene Ontology annotation, cellular component: P-body. The coding region runs from base 225 to 1799 and encodes 524 amino acids.